Mitosporidium daphniae is the source of this 1161-nucleotide messenger RNA. Its product is annotated as histone H4-like TAF Taf6. The transcript has 3 exons. Bases 1 to 1161 code for a protein of 386 amino acids. Gene Ontology annotation, molecular function: RNA polymerase II general transcription initiation factor activity; transcription coactivator activity; protein heterodimerization activity. The record is from RefSeq and is a predicted model, not a curated record. Gene Ontology annotation, cellular component: SLIK (SAGA-like) complex; SAGA complex; transcription factor TFIID complex. Gene Ontology annotation, biological process: transcription initiation at RNA polymerase II promoter; RNA polymerase II preinitiation complex assembly. Lineage: Eukaryota; Fungi; Microsporidia.
AUGAGUCUCUUCCAUGCGGAGAGUGUGCGCAUCUAUGCAGAGUCUCUGGGCCUUGCCAAUCUGUCCAACGAGGUCCUUCAACUGAUAGCACACGAUACAGAGUAUCGCCUACGAGAGCUUAUCCAGGAGUCUGCAAAGCACAUGCGCCACUCCCGAAGAAUCCGCCUUACCACGGAGGACAUCAACAUGCAAAUUUAUGGCUACGACCCUUCUGAAAUUCCCGCGUUUAAGCAUGUGCCGCAGUCUGAUAUCUUUUACCUCAAAGAUAAAGAGAUUGAUUUUGAUACCCUUCUGACGGCCGCGCUUCCAAAGCUUCCCUGCUCAAUGAAGCUCUCCUGCCAUUGGCUCGCUAUUGAAGGAGUCCAGCCCCAAAUUCCAGAAAAUCCACUUCUUCCUCUUUCAACAGCGUCGUCCAUGGAACACGGCUCCCCAACUGCUUCGACGCCUCCGUCCUCGGCACAGCUGCAAUCGAAACCACAGCCACAGGUCAAGCAUCACCUCUCAAAAGAACAUCAACUUUAUUUUGAGACAAUCACAAGCUGCCUUCUUUCAAAAGAUUCCUCCACCGUGAUAACCGCGCUCAAUUCCUUGCGUACAGACGCAGGCAUCCAGCAGCUGCUGCCCUACUUUGUGCAAUUCAUUGCCGAAAUGCUGCAUCAAGUAAUGCCAACUGUGCUUACGCUCGUGGUGGGCCAGCGCCUUUCAGAGGGAUCCCUAGAGGACCAUUGGUCGCUAAGAGAUGCUGCCGCAUCUCUCCUCAUUCUGAUUUGCCAGAAAUACGGAGAUGCCUACGCCCAAUUACAGCCUCGAGUCCUGAAAACGCUCCUCAAGGCCAUCUGUGAUCCUACAAAAGGAUUCCCCUCAAAAUACGGGGCCAUCAUGGCCUUUUCUCUUCUGGGCCCAGAUACCAUUGAGGCUUUCAUCAUCCCCAAUAUCAAAGAAAUAUUGGAGGAGGGCUCGUCCCCAUCAGAAAUGGCAGGCGGCAUAGAAAAAGAAAAAUUGGAGCAUGCCCUGCUCGCCGCCAUCGGAAAAUGGCUCAAGAAAAAUCCGGACCAACAGGGAAAACCUCACGCUGAGGCGCUGUGGGAGUGUUUUGGAGAGAAGCUGCUCCCAUUUCUUCCAUCAGUCUGUGAAUCAAUCGCUCAACCGCAUCCAAAAUAA